Messenger RNA from Aspergillus vadensis CBS 113365, 2114 nucleotides. RefSeq lists its product as uncharacterized. The record is from RefSeq and is a predicted model, not a curated record. The coding region runs from base 16 to 1983 and encodes 655 amino acids. NCBI's taxonomy places the organism in Eukaryota, Fungi, Ascomycota, Eurotiomycetes, Eurotiales, Aspergillaceae. Gene Ontology annotation, biological process: regulation of DNA-templated transcription; DNA-templated transcription. The transcript is spliced from 8 exons. Gene Ontology annotation, molecular function: DNA-binding transcription factor activity, RNA polymerase II-specific; zinc ion binding; DNA binding.
CUGGCUGCUUUGAAUAUGCCAGCUACACAAAAGAGGCAGCGUGUCUCCAUUGCUUGUGUACCGUGUAGGAAGAAGAAACGUCGGUGUGAUGGGAAGAAGCCCAUUUGCCAAGUCUGCGAAAGAGAAGAUCGCGAAUGCGGAUACACAUAUCAUCUUGAGAAGCGAAAGCCUCCUACCAAGUGCUACAUACAUGCACUGCAUUCCAGGAUUGCUUUCCUAGAACACCAACUUGCAACAACCCGCAAUGGUGCAGAACAAGGUAGGUUUCUGACCGUGGGUUUAGGCAAUGACGAGGAAGCUUUGUUACCGCCUAGUGUAGAGCCUGCAUCACAAGGCGUUUCGGGCUUCAGGCGAGAUUUCCGACUUUCAGGGGCGUACGGACUGUUCUGCUCUAGUGAGCUUGACAAACAACGGCGAAGCUCUAGCGGGGUGAGCAUCUUGGAACAUGUGGAUUCACAGUCAGUAGAGCCGUUGUUACUUCAUCCAGAUGCACAAAGCCAGCUUCUAGACGAUUUUUGGACCUGGAGAAAUACUUGGCCAGUCCUAGUCCAUGAGCCUCUAUUCCAGAGAGACUUAGCCAACGGUGGGGUCAAAGUUUAUGCCACCCCAACCUUAUUGUCAACAAUACUAGCCUUCAGCUCCCAGUAUACCAGUGAUGCACAGCUCAGUAUCUGGAGAACAUCAGGCGAGGCUCUUGCUAAACAUGCAAAAAGCGAAAUACUCGCGCAAAUAGAAUACCCCAAUCUGUCCCUUGUCCUGGCAGCAGCUAUUAUCGCUCUAAGGGAGUUAGCAGUUGAUAAUCUGGCAUCUGCUUCGCAGUAUAUAGGGAUCGCCCUUCGACAUUCUUUGACUCUUGGACUUCAUGUCGAGACUUCUAAAAUGGAUGACUCGAUACAAGGCGUGCAAGAGGUUCAAGAAGCCAAGUCACUUGCAUGGUGGAGUGUCUGGCUCCUGGAAAAACACAUAGCGCAAAUCCUCGGGCAGCCAAGCGGUCUACACGAUGGUGACAUGCGUCCAGGACCAGUCCCCAUCCUCCCGAGUGUCGAAUAUCGCCUAUGGCCGACUUCAGACAUGACAGACCAGAAACUGGCGUUUUCCAGUAUGUCAAAUCUUCAAUAUGCGUGUAAACUAUUGCGCAUGGUAUUACCUGUGCUGGACGAAAUUCAUGCACUGGCAUCUCCUCUCAGCAUACACGAAAAGGAAGAGAGAGUUACGCAGACUCAUGUCGCCAUGUCCGAAUUCUACAAUAACUUGCCGAGUCAUCUCAGACUCCCUGCCACCGGUACGAAGCAGUUGAGCCCACCUGUUUACCAGUUCAACUUGCUAUAUCACACUUUGAAGAUCAUGCUUCAUCGUCCGUUUAUCAAUGCGGUCCCGUCAAUGCAUGAUUUGGAAGAACUCAAGCGCCCGCAAAUGGUACAUAUCCAGUCAUCAACCUUUUCAGCUAUUCGCAUAACAUCUAUUGUAAAUGCGUAUAGAAACUUCUAUCCAUUGGAAACCCUGUCCCCACUCGCUGUCUAUAGCUUGGCAACUUCGUCUCUCAUGCAUCUUUCAAAUGGAAACUCGGCGGAUGCCACUCUGUCGCAACGGACAACGCAACUUUACCGUCUGAACCUCCGUUUCCUUGGCCAAAUGAGCUCAACGAGCAAUAGCAGCUCUCGCGCAAUCAAGGCUCUUAAAUCCUUAGAAUGUGACGGGGAUGCAUCAAUCCAAUUGAAUACCACGAAACCAUCCGUGCGUGACCGCGGAGCAGAAUGUGAUGGUUCCGUUUCCGCGGGGCAAAGAGGAACGCCAACCACAGCACUGGAAUCGAUGAACAAUUUCAACCACUUAGACUUCAUAGAGAAUGCUUUCGAUUGGUUACAGCUGCCUCUGAAUGACCAACUCAUCUUUGAUGAUGUUAUCGAGAGCUCUUUGUGGGAGGAGGUAUGUGAAAGCUAUGACCCCAUGGGCGGCAUACCGCCUCUCCACGGAAACCUAUAGGUAGGGCGUCGGUCAAAACAUUAUGGUUGUGCUGGAUCUUCUGGGAUAACUCUUUGCAGGUGGAGAAUUGGACAAGACAAGGCUUGGCUUUGUUCAUUCUCUGGAAAGCAAAGGCCCGUUUUUCCCGUGAA